Messenger RNA from Scomber scombrus (Atlantic mackerel), 1771 nucleotides. Its product is annotated as basic immunoglobulin-like variable motif-containing protein. Gene Ontology annotation, cellular component: nucleus. Gene Ontology annotation, molecular function: DNA endonuclease activity; single-stranded DNA binding. Gene Ontology annotation, biological process: nucleotide-excision repair. The record is from RefSeq and is a predicted model, not a curated record. NCBI's taxonomy places the organism in Eukaryota, Metazoa, Chordata, Actinopteri, Scombriformes, Scombridae. Bases 181 to 1665 code for a protein of 494 amino acids. The transcript is spliced from 10 exons.
GUUUCUGAAUCAUUACACUUCAUUUUUUGACAUGUUUUAAGCUAAUGUGCACCAAGGUUUGGUAAUAUGUCGCUAGUUUGAAGGUCUGCAAACUCGUAGUCGCCUCUAUUUUGUCCCAAGUUAUUACUUAAGAAGGGACAUCUCAUCACAUCACCAUCACACUCUGUAAGUGGCUGUUCAAUGCCGAACACAUCAGAAGGCCAAGGAGCAAAUCUCUCUGGGCCAGCAGAACCAUCAGGUACGCAAAGGCUUACCGAUGGGGAGGAGAACCACAGUCUGCUCAGCUCCCUCGCCCGUGACGCUGCAAGAGUAAGGCGGGCAUCCAGUGCUGAGCUGCACCUGCCAUGGACCUGCCCGGUCACACACUCCAGGGAGAAGUUCUACACCGUCUGCUCCGAUUAUGCUCUGCUCAACCAGGCUGCCUCUGUUUACCGUCCCCCAAACAAGCAGGAUGACGGGUCCCCGCUCGUGAAGCCCAAAUCUGCAGCUGGAGGGGCCCACGUGGGAUCAGAUGGGGACUGUGACAUGGAAGAAAUGUCAUCUGGGAACACUAAGCCUAUUUUGGCCUGGGAGAUUGAUACGACAGACUUCAAUGCCGUGCUCACCAGAAAAACAAUAACAAGUAAUGUGAAGAAAUGCAGCACCAAGAAGAUGAAAUCAUCAGACAGACCGAGCCGAAAUCUGCAAGACGUCUCGCCUCAUGCCUCGCUGGAGGAGAUCAAACAGAGAAAAGUGCUCGACCUCAGACGAUGGUACUGUAUCAGUCGGCCACAAUACAAGACUUCUUGUGGGAUCUCUUCUUUGGUGUCCUGCUGGAACUUCUUGUACAGCACUGUGGGUGCAGGGAGUCUUCCACCCAUCUCUCAAGAGGAGGCGCUGCAUAUUCUGGGGUUUCAGCCGCCUUUUGAAGAAAUCAAGUUUGGUCCUUUCACUGGCAACGCUACACUGAUGCGAUGGUUCAGACAAAUUAAUGACAAUUUCAGAGUACGAGGUUGCUCCUACAUUCUGUACAAACCACAUGGAAAGCACAAGACGGCAGGAGAAACAGCUGAAGGAGCGUUAACGAAGCUGACACAAGGGCUGAAGGAUGAGUCUAUGGCCUACAUUUACCACUGCCAGAACCACUACUUCUGCCCAGUGGGCUUUGAAGGGACGCCUCUCAAAGCAGCAAAGGCAUAUAGGGGCCCUCUACCCACAAAUGAAAUGGAAUACUGGAUCUUAAUCGGUGAACCCAGUAGGAAACACCCAGCUAUUCACUGUAAAAAAUGGAUGGACAUUGUGACUGACCUCAACACACAGAAUCCAGAAUACUUGGACAUCCGUCACACAGAGAGGGGGAUUCAACGGCGCAAAACCAAAAAGGUGGGUGGAAACCUGCACUGCAUCAUGGCCUUCCAGAGGGUCAACUGGCAGAAGCUCGGCCCCUGGGCUCUGAAUCUGGAAAACUUGCGCCACGACUUCCACCACUCCAGCGGGGAGCGGGCCCACGGAAGCGCCGCGGAGGAAGCGGAGGAGAGGACGUCGGCCAAGCGCCUGGCCCACCUGGGACGCUCACACAGUAUGGGAAGUCAGAAAGACACCAGCUGGAAACACAUGUCCAACACAACAGAGAACAGACAGCGGAGCUCCCCGGACAGCGAUCUUGAAGAAGACAUCACAGACUGAAAAGGUUUACUGGGACGUACAGGGAGAGGACUAAAUAACAGAAAUGACAACACACAACAAUAGUCUUAAGAUACAUUUUACAGGAUAAGUCUGGUGUUGUUGUGUA